This is a messenger RNA of Clunio marinus, 318 nucleotides long. The record is from the annotation of a GenBank genome assembly. NCBI's taxonomy places the organism in Eukaryota, Metazoa, Arthropoda, Insecta, Diptera, Chironomidae.
AUGAAAAACGGCGUGUUAGCGCGACUGAUGCUUGGAAAAUACGCUCAAAGAACCAACAAUAGAAUCAUUUCAAGUUUGAAUAAAAUAAUUGAUAAAUAUGUUGAACAAAGAGAAGUUUGCAGAGAUUACGUGACAAAAUAUCAAUUAUUUCCAUUGACGAAUAUUAUUGAAUACUUCAUCAUAACUUUUAGCGUUGCUUUGCGUGUGUACGAUUAUGGUGAAAUACGAAUGAAAAGCAUGCAAAUAUUUAUUAAAUAUAUGUACUUUUCAUUUCCAUGGUGGCAUGCAAAUAAAGAAGAUUUAACAAAUGGCGUAUAA